This is a messenger RNA of Lymnaea stagnalis (great pond snail), 9170 nucleotides long. The record is from the annotation of a GenBank genome assembly. NCBI's taxonomy places the organism in Eukaryota, Metazoa, Mollusca, Gastropoda, Lymnaeidae.
AUCUUAAUGAUACCUCUAUUUCCGGGUCUCCAUAAAAAGGCAUAGACUGCAAACUUUCAAGACCAAAAACCCUCAUAAAAUAUAAAAUUAGGUUUCAACUUUAAAUCUUUGAAAUAAAAUGGCUGGUAAAUUAAAGAAAAUCGUAGACGAUACCAAAGAAGGAAACAGUACAGAAUUAGAUUUGGUUGAUAAAGGCAUCGUAAACAUUCUUGAAAUUCCAGGAUUUGGUAAGUGAAAAUUCAAAUUCAAUUAAUUAAUUGAAUCCAAUUGAUUGAUACUUAUUUUAUUAGUAGUUAUAAUAAAUAAGUAACAGUUUAAAAUGCUAUUUAUGUUGUUUUCUAGCCUGUUAAAGUAGGGCAGUGUUCCAUCCACAACCGAGUAACCAAGCGCUGUUGCUGGUGUUUCAUUUUCGAUAAUCUACCACUUGAGUGUCGGCCAAGAAAAAAUCCAGCUGUUCCUGGUUGGAAGGGCUAAUUAAACAACUAUUCUUAUAUUAUUUUUAAUGACAUUGGUUGUACAUAUUCAUUCCCAUAAUAAUAGACAAUUUUUUUAAAAUAGAAAAACUAUAACAAUUUUUUUGAAAUAGAAGAUAAUGUGUGAAAAUGGAAUUAUGCAUAGUUAUCCCCCAAGUUGACAAUGAAGUUUAAAAAAAUAUAAUUACCACGAAAAUGGUUGUGGUACAUGAAUCCACGUAAAUAAGAAGGGGAAAGAUCACCGGCGCUUCUUGUGCCAAACUGUCUUUUCAGUUUAUGCUUUCUGAGCAUUCACGUUUUCCACAUUCUGUGUGUGGACAUCUGCGUUAUCUGGAUCAAAAAAAAUAAUUUGUUGUCUCUUUUUCUUCCUUGCAUUCGGUUGCUUGGCAGUAAUAAGUAUUUAAAUUUAUUAGUAUUGUGCUAUAUAACUGAGUAGGUGGCUGUGUCAAAGAAAGCAGUGCAAAAAUAGGGAGGAGAAAAGAGAGAGUUUGUUAUAAUUACUUAUCAACACAAUGAAAAUUUAGGGACAUAAUAUCACUCAGCCUAACCUGAAUGCGAAAUGUCCUAGGUGAAAGUUAGUAUCCUUAACUCAAGAAGUUAGUAUCCCUAAUUAACUAAUUAUAAAAAGUGUUGGACUGCAAUAAAGCUUUAAAAUAGAUUAAUAAGACACGAACCAAUUGUGUCAAUAUAACAAUAUAAGUUACGCUUUAAUAAUAAUUAUACAUUAUAAACAAGUAAACGUUUCGGCACAUGCCUUCAUCGGUACAAACAAAAAAACAUUUAACUAAGUAUAAAUUUAAUUUACUAUUUAAUAUAAAUAUACAUAUCCUACCUAAAAAAGAAAAAAAAUAGGAGAGGGCGCUAAAACCAGACAAAAACAAAGUAAAGAGAAGUGAAAAGGAAAUGAUCUGACCAUAAUUGUAAAAAAACAAACAGGAAAAAGACAUGGCAGUUAAUUAAAAUUAUGGAUUUGGUUUAUUCCAUAUGAAGACAACGUACCAAAUCUUGUUAUUAAUUUAUUCUCCAUAUAGAUUCUAUCUGUAGUGUUACUAGUAUAGAGCGUACUAGUAACUGCGAUGUCCGUAAUACCAUCUUGUUUAGGGCUAUUGAAAUGUUUGGAGACCAGACAGAGAGCUUGUUUAUUUAUGUUAUAGAGGUGUUCUCUGAACCGGUCUCCAAGGCGGCGACCUGUCUAUCCUAUAUAUAAUUUACCGCACUUUUUGCACCACUUGGUGCAUGACCAUAAGUAUGGCCCGUACUUGAAUGAAAUCCCAAUUUACAAUUUAAUGGAAUAUAUUUUUACACAACACUUUAUUACUGGUUCCAUUGGAAAUAAAAUUCAAAAGAUGUCAGAAAAUUUAAUUUUAAAAAAGAGAAUAGUUCACUCUAGUAAUAAUUUGUGACUAAACAAAGGGGAGUUCACUCAUCCACAGAAAUUCAGGGAACCCGUAAUGUGUAAGUUGACCGAAUGUCAUAUAGGCCUUUAAGUUACAUACUGAAUUGGUAGGAUGAAAUGAGCUCUGUUUAUAAUUGGGUUUCCGAGGAUACAAAUUAAAUUUUUUUUUUUAAUGCUCAUUUGUUAUCUUUUUUAUACUUGCCAUUUCCACCCUUUCACAGACAACACAUCAUUGUCAUCAGAUUACAAUGUAAUCUAAAACAUAUUUAAUAUAUGUCAAUGACGGCAGUGCACAGCAUGGAUAGGUGCGACCUCAGGCAUCAGUGAGUCUUACUGCAUAUUUGAGGGAUGCUAUAAAGUUGCCAUGUUCAUCCCAAAUUAUGCUUAAGGCUUAGGCUUCGUUCAUCCUUAAUUUAGGCUUGGUCAAAUGUGAGGAAGAAAAUAUUGUGCUCUUCCCAACUGGUAUUAUGCUUUUUUCGCUUAUCCCCCAACGCAACAUGGGAUUAUUAUUCAUUCAACACCAAGUUGAUAAUUUGUGUUGUUUAUAAUUUAAUUAUUCUUGAUAUGCCUUAGCCGAGUGACACACUAUGCUGCCAGCACAACUUAACAAUCUAUCAUAGUGAAAUUUAGUUGAUGAGCUGUGUUUAAAUGGAGUUGGAUUGAAGCCAUGAACAUCUGGCUACACAUGUUUUAAUAAUUUAAAUCAGUGGUUCUCAAAGUGGCAGUACCACCCUCGAGGGGGUUAUGCUGUUUCCCAGGUGUCCACUAAAAGUCUUGGGAUAUAUUAGAGGGGCGCUAGAACUCUCAAAUAGGGUGCUGGUGUUAAUAUUCAAAACACAUUUUAAAUUAUAAAUUUUAAAGAAAGAUUUAGGACUUGUAUUUGGUUUUCAUUAUCAGUAACAAAGAAGAUUCGAUGAUAAACAUUUGCCCUUUUUUCUCACAACAAAGCACACAAAAGAUAAAUGAUGUAUGAUCUAUUUUAAGAAUAGAAGUACCAUGAUGCAGCAAUGAUUAACUAUACAUUGAAAGUUAGCUAGACACUCGGCUGAAUAUAUAAAACAUGUAAAGUUUUUUAAUGAACUUUACAACUGAGCUGAAGACUAAUAACCUUGUUUUGCUAUUCUUUUAAUAAAAACAAAAGAGGUAGCUGCUCAAUGUCUUGAUUAUUAUUUGUGUAAUUUAUCACAAACUUUUGGUAUAAAUAAAUUUUAGCAUACACACGCAGUUAUUGACUAUUCUUGACACACUUUGCCGAGAAGAAUACAGUAAUUGCUGCUUCCAUGAUGUUUCUGUUUGUGAUGCUUCAUGACGUUCAUUGAAACUUUUGCCUCUCUUGCUGCUGACUCCAAACCAAAGACAUAACACAUGUCAUUUCUAAUUAGAAAUUUUUGCAAAUUUAAUGACAAUGAAUUUGAGGAUGCAGGUCUAAACUAGAAGAAAAUUUUGAGAGGCAAGGUGAUUGUCUGCUAGUACUUGGCGACCAUUUGGAAAAGCUGUAAGAAAUAUUCAGAACAAUUCUAUGAUUUUCUUUUGGUUGGGUGAAAAACAAUUUUUUAUGACUGAUGCAGAUUUUAGAGUAUGUUUAGUUUUUUCAUUCUUGGGAAAUAAAGGGCCUAUAUAUUUUGCUAAACAAUUUUAAUCAAUAUUCAUUGUUUUUAGGAGUUGUUCUAAUGAAAAACUAAAGGAUUUCUCAUUUAAGCUCUUUCAUUGCUUGCUAAACUUAUUUGAAUUUUUUUUUGUCUCUUAAUAACAGUGAAUCUGAAAAACUUGUCAAAGUUGGUUUUAGCUCACAACAAAAUCACAUGUAAGUACUUUUUUAAAAUGAUGUAUGUGUGUAUAUUAUUUGAUGUUAUUGUAGGUGAUAGAUGCUGUGCUGGUACAGUUCUGUGUUCUACUGUAACAUUGUGCAUUGAAUAAGUUAAAGAGCAAAGCUUUUGAGAACAUAAAAGACAACCAAUAUCAGUAAGGUAUAUGAGAGACAGAGCUGUAUCUAUCUGGAAAACACAAGUUAUUUUCUAAGGUGUUGUAAUAGAAAUAUUAUGGUUUCUUUGUUAAAAAAAUGAAUGUAUAUUGAUGGGGAAAAAAAAUUAUUCAUUAAUCUUUUUUGGGCUUGUAACUGCAUAAUGCAAAUAAAAAUAUGGCUUAUAUUCAUCAUCAUAGCUUGAGUCCAUUUGAAUUUUAAGCCUUGUUUAUCCUCUAUCACAGCUGUGCCUCCUAAUAUUGCCAAUUUUCUGAAUCUUGAGAUUAUUGUUUUGUUCAACAAUGCAAUUGAGGUAACAAUAAGCAAUCUUACGUUUUUCUUGUUUUUAUUUAUAUAUGAUAUUAUUUAUUAGAAAUAAACAAGCUGACCUCUGGACGAUGUGAUAAUUAGGUUAAAAUAUUAUAAUACAUUGUCAUUGUUCCUUUAUGAAAACAGUAUUUAAAUUUUAUAAAACUGCCAUUUUAUAUUUUGCUUUACUUGUGGAUGAUUUUUAUAUCCUAUUUGACUUGUCAAUUUUCCUUCUUUUCUUCAGGAGUUGCCAACAACAUUAAGCUCAAUGCCAAAGCUGAAAAUUCUAAAUGUUGGGUAAGAGAUAAGACUUUUUUAUUCUAUUACUCUGUACAGUGCUAAAAAAAUUGCAGUGCUGAGAGAUAAAGUAUGUGAAAAGGCUGUAGGCUUUACAUAUGAUAAAAUUAGUUAUGAAGAAGAUUAGAGGUUAUGAACAAUGAGAAGUAAAAAUUUACGCUGCAAUAGAUCAGAUUUCCAGUAUUAUAUGUAAGUUUGGUUUUCCGGAAUUUAAAUAUGCUUGAUCAGAAAUACACUCAAUGCUACAGUGUUAAUUUAUUUUUUAAAUGUGAAAAAUUUGUAUUUCACUACAUGAAAUCGAUCAUUGCAGCAUGAACCGACUGAGUACUCUUCCAAGAGGCUUUGGUGCAUGUCCAAUGCUGGAAGUAUUGGAUGUCACCUACAACAAUCUAAAUGAAAACAGUCUUCCUGCUAACUUCUUUUGCCUCGGUAUGUCAUAAGCAACAUAGACUUGGUGUGAAACAAAUAAUCUUUUAAAUUCCUACCUCAACAAGUACUUUGAUGGCCUUUACUGGGUUUUUUAAAAUUGUAAUCUGUAGAAGUUGUAUUAUUUUCAUCAUUAAUUUCUUCCUGUCAUUACAAACGUAUUUUCAUCCCUUUGUAAAUUAAUGCUAUGAAUAUUUGUUUGUGUAAAUGAUAUUGCAGAUACAUUGAGAGCUUUGUACAUGGGGGAUAAUGACUUUGAGUUACUGCCACCAGAAAUAGGUCGCCUUAAAAAUCUCCAGAUUGUAAGUUUCAAUAAAGAAUUCAAUUUUAAACAUUACUCUUUUUAUUUUAUUUUGUCCCUCUAUGACUAAAUGAUUCAAAUGUAGUUAAUGUUAAAUGUGCUUCCUUUAUAUGAAUAUGUAUACUGGUUAAGUGUGCAUAAGAAUACUUUGAAAAGUGUUCAAGUCUCCAAAUCAUUUACAGCCAAUCUCAAAAUAUGUCAUGUUGCCAUUUAGCUGGUGUUGAGAGACAAUGAUCUCAUUGAACUACCCAAAGAUAUUGGGGAGCUGAUCAGGCUGAGAGAGCUCCACAUCCAAGGCAAUAGAUUAACUGUCCUUCCUCCAGAAAUGGGUAUGUUCUAUAUCUUAUCAAAGAAUUAUUUCUUUUUGGUUUGGUCAGAUAUGAGCAUCAGGUUGUUUUUUUUGCUGUAGAAUAUAAGUCAUAAAUUAACAUUGAUUGGAAUUAUUUCUCACAGGCAACUUGGACCUAGUUGGGACAAAGCAGGUGUUCAAAGCUGAAAACAACCCUUGGGUGACUCCCAUAGCAGACCAGUUUCAAGUUGGUGUAUCACAUGUGUUUGAUUACAUCCGUUCUGACACAUACAAGUUGUAAGUAACAAACUAGUUGAUCAUCCUCAUGGGGCUGCUUCUAUGUUUUAGUCACUAGUGUAAUUCAGGUCAUUUUUUAAUUCUUUAUUAUUAUUUAAAUAUAUACUUUUUUGUGUGUGUUUUGCGUCUUUCUUUAUUUUGGUAUCUUGAAGAAGAGAUAUGUUACAGGAAAAUCUCAGAUGUUAAACACAUCCCCAGAUAACUAAAUUUAUUGUAGAAUACCUGUUUAAUAAAAAAAAAUCAAUGGCCUUGCCUGUUGCCAAUCCAUUUUUAUUAUUGAUUGGCAAAAAAAAAUUCUGAAAAUUUAUUUUAUUUACUCUGCAUAAUGGAUGACCUUCCCAGGAAUUUUAAUCUUAACAGCAACUUUUGGCAUUAACAAAAUAUAGGCCCCAUGGAUUUUUGAAACCAUCCUUUUAAAUUUAAAUUAAACUGAAGUUAAGCUAUUGUUAUUUUAUGAGUGUUUAAAUAAAGAAUGUUACAGUGCAGCUAAUGUAUUUUUUUUUUCCCCUAAAAGUCUGUAUGGUCGCCACAUAGCAGCAAAGGCAGCACCUCCAGCCAAGACCAAUGACAAGUCUAAGAAAAUCAGCAGGAUUAAGAAAUAAGUUAAUUUAUAGAUUUUUGUUUAGGUUAUAGUUUUUUUGGUUUUUUAAAUAAGUUUUUAAUUGGUUGCAUAGGAUAAAGUUUACUUUUAAGUCAACCUUUGAAGAAAUUUUUGUUGCUGAUUUUUAAAGUCAUUUCCUAAAGUUAAAUAUUUCUUUUAAAAUAGUGAUAAUCCCAAAUACUUAAGAGAAAUAAUUGUUCUUUACAGCUUUACAUUCUAAUUAUCUGUUAGAAAUUUUCAACUGAUGCGCUUGAUCUAAAAAGGGAUUGCAUUUAUACACAUCUAUUAUGAUUAUCACUUUUUAUUUUUUUAUAUUUCCAUAGAUGUAAGCUAACUGUACGGCUAUAUAAUUAUACACAUGUAACUUUAUAUACUGGUUUGUCAUUUUAUUGCAGCACAUUACUCAAUUUUGUUUUAUAUGAAUGGUAAUGAGUGACAAUGUAUAAUUAAUGUAAAAUUAACUUUUUUCGCAAAUACUUUUAGUUUUAUUCGUAUACAAUUGUUCUAGUUUUUGUACUAGUAAAUUUUGAUUUCUCAUUUCCAGUUGUUUAUGUAAAUAAAGCAUUUUUAAAGGCAUUGACAGUAUUCAUUAGUAACAACUUGUAAAAGGGUUUAAAGGGAGAUUGUCACAAUUCUUUUUUGUCAGAAGUCAGUUCAUGUAUUUUUCAUGUAAAGUUCUAGAUUAAUGAGCAGUAAAUAUAUAAUUUUAUUAAAAUAUAUUUCACAUCAAUAUCAAACUGUCAUUUUCCAUCACAAAAAAGUUUGUUUUUUUUUUAAAUUUUUACUAACUCAAAAUAGGCUCUUAAAUCUAUGUUAUCUAAUAAUUAAAUGUGUGCUACAACUUGCGUGUUAAUUGGAUACCUUAUCCAGCGAAGUGAAUGGCUUCUUUCAAUAUUCUACAUGAUUUUAGCUCUGUACACGUGUGUAUUUAUUUAUCAUUUAUGGCUUUAUUUCAACACAAUAUUUCCUAGUCAUUUAUACAUUGUUGAGUUUGAAAUCUCAGACAGAUACUAAAUUCAUGAUGGUAUGCAAAAGUAGUCACUUACAGGUAUGUACUUUUCAAUUAAAAAGAAAAAACUUACUGCAAAGAUAAUGCCAAACACUUAAUCAGUGUCUGAGAAUAAUUAUGUUAAAAACCUCUUUGUACUACCUUAAUCACAAUAUAUUUGAGACUUUUGGGGAAAUGAGUACUGGCUUUUGAAAAUCCUUUUUAUUUAACUUAACUUUUUGUAAAAUGUAUACCUGUAUUGCCAUAAUAAAACAUAAUAGAAAAGUUAGACUUGAGAUAGUCUUGUGAAUAUAUUAUCUUCAUAUAAUUAGGCUUGUAUAUUAUAGAUUAGUUUACUUUGUGAUAAAACAUGUCCUUUUUUUUUAAAGUGGUUUUUGUAAUUUACAAUAUGAGUCAGUAUAGAGGCUUGGUGUAUAUAACCUGCACAACUCCAGCUGUUGUUCAUCUCAUGGUGCUAUUUAUUAAUUGUGUACAUACCGUAAUAUACUAUAUUAUAUUAUGCAUAUACUGUUCUUGUUUUCACUAAAGUAUCUUGCAGGCUCCUUUAACUUCUUUAAGGCUGUCAAGUAAUGCAACUAUUUUUGCAUGUGACACUGGAUAGAUACUGCCAUUUUAAAGUUCAUCAAUCAUUUAUAGUCUAAAUUUUGCAGGAUAAAAAUGAUUUAAUCUGCUAAUUUAAAGAUUGUCUAUAGAUUUACUACUGAACAUUGUACAAGUAUUUCAAUUCUGUUUAAAUUUAUAGUUUGUUUUAUCAUUGAUAUUGGUUCUUAAAAUUGAAACAUGGUGUAUGCUUAAAUAAUACUUAUAACCAGUAUUGUACCUUAAUAAUUUGGCUUUAUUUGCAGAAAAUAAAUCAUAUUUAAUUCACAACCACAGUUUAAGUCAUUUAAAAGAUAGGAAAAUUAUCAUGUUUAUCAUGAUUACAGCCAUAUAGAGCAGGGGGGGUCAAGGUCUUUAAAAAACAACAACAAUUAUUUAGUGUUAUACUUUCAAGAGCUUCUUUGCAUUCUGGCUAGGCUUAAAUUAAUCACAACACAACUUCCUCAACGCAAUGCAAUGACAUCAUGACUUAGCAUUUCUUAAUGCACAAAAACAAUAUUGUGAUUUUUAAAUGUAAGUAGUGUUAAAUUUUUUAAAAGUUGGCAUUUUCCAUUAAUAAAUAUUUGACAAAAAUGAUUAAAUAGUGUUCUUUUUAUAUGCAAGCAAUGGAAGGUUAUUGAUAAAAAGCGGAGCAUUUAUCAUUGAUAAGAUACAUGAAGGAAACUGAAAAUACCUUUUAAAAAUAUUGUAUUUUCUUGUAAACAUGAAAUAAUUUUAAUAAAUCUAAUAAUUUUUAAUUAUUUAAAAGAUGAAGAUGUGUUGAAUAAAAUGAAAAUUAAUGAAAUCAAAAUGGCAAUACAAAAAUAACAAUACUGUAAAUUAUGUUGUUAUUAUGAGGCUACCUCUGCUACAAGUGCCAGUAGAUCUUCAAUAGAGCUAUUUGAUUAACACUAAAUCAGUAAAUUGCUUCCUAAAUUAUCUUUUUUUAACAGUUUUAAUAGAAAGUCAGGCAGUGCAUCAAUUCUUUUCUUACAUGCCCUAUGGAGCCAUGAUCAGUGCUAAAUUUGAUCUGGAAGACUUAUUAAAGUGUAAAUAAACUUCACAGUGUUCUUACUUCUGUGAUCAAAAUUUAGAAGUUAAUCAACCAACACCUUUCAUUAGCAAGAGCCGACAAUGACAUUGUAUACAACUGAAAUUCUCAUUAUGUAUAACUUAUUUGAUUUUUAAAAUAGCAGUGAAGGAUUGGCUUUCAUUAAAAUAACUUUUUAAUCA